This is a messenger RNA of Symbiodinium natans, 5601 nucleotides long. The record is from the annotation of a GenBank genome assembly. Lineage: Eukaryota; Dinophyceae; Suessiales; Symbiodiniaceae.
AUGGCGUGGCUUGUUGAAAGAUGGACAGCCUGUGUGGUCGGUUGGCGUUUCUACCACAAGAUCGUGAGCUAUCUCCUUUUCAAGCUGUACUACCGUGAGGUGACGAUAGUGGACCCGCACAGCGUGCUCAAGUCGCACGCGCAUGAUCGCUUGAUCUUCUGUUCGAACCACCCAACCGGCCUUCUCGACAGACUUCUGAUACAGCACAUCUCACCUCAGCCUUGCUUCUGUCUGACGCAGAACUGGUUUGCGCACCUCGCUGGCAAUGCUGGCAGCACGUACACAAACUAUGUGGAGAUGUGCCUGCAUGUCGUCCAAGGGCUCUCUUUUGCGAAAAUUGUCGAAUGCUUAGACUCUGGCAAUGCAAUUUGGAUUGCUGUCGGCGGGGCUCGCGAAAUGAACCCAUACAUAAGAAAGGUUCACACAGGAGCCGCGCGAAUAGCUCUGCAGGCAGCACGGCCUGGAUGUGAGGUGUUGCUUGUUCCACUUCAUAUGGCCUUCGAAGCACACUGCCAGUUCAACUCAGCUGUGCUGGUCGAGCUUGGGAAGCCGGUUCAUGUUGUCCAGGGGCUUGACCCCGACUCUGUGCAAGGGCGAGAAGAGGUGCACCACCUGAUGGCAGCUUUACGAGAGAACUUGCUUCCUCUGACGAAUUGGAUCCCAGCAAGUCUGGAUGUCGACUAUGGCAAGAAGGGAACCAGAGGAGUUGGGCAAACACGAUUGGCCGUUUCCGAGUGGUACCAGAUAAGAAUCAUCGACACGCUUGUUUGCUUGCAUGCUUGGUCGCUUGACUUUGGUGCGCUUCCUUGGCCGGUGCGUGUACAACAAGUGAGAGCAGUGGCUCAGCAUCUCAGUCAGCAGGACCACCAGCGCUUCCAGCAAGCAAGGAAUGCCUUCGGAAACUUCGCGGCUUGUGUGCAACAAGAGGGCAACCUUUUCUGCGGCGCAACAGGAACUUAUUGGGACAUGCCCGUAUCACUCAAGGCCAUUCCUCGCAGAAAUCCUUCUGAAGUACCCAACUUGACCCUUGCUGCCUUGCGCAAUUUUUGUGAUGGACCGCUUCGAUAUGCUAAACGCAGCAAAUCUGGUGUGCACAACUUGCCGGCUUUCUGCGCGGACAGUUUCGAAGUCCUUGUAGCUGAGGCUACGCGGUUUGUCGAUUCGCUAGCAUUGGCUGGGAGCAAAAGCGAGUCCAGCGAGUCAAGUCGAAACAAUGCCAGUGGGAUCUUCUUCUCAGGUCCGCAGCUGCCCAGUUCGCGAGACAGCCCGCGCUGGCAAGUUGGGCCCACGCCUACCUCCAUGGCGGCGGCGGCUGCAAGCGUGGCACUUGAUGCGAAUCCGUUCUGCGCAGUGCAGGUAGGUGUUGCGGCCAGCCCCAUGCGUGCGACUCUUGGCACUUGCUCCGCUCGAUCCGUGUCUCCGCAGCGUGCGGCGUGGAGCAUGACACUUCCUGCCCCUUCCAUGAGAGCCACGUCUCCGAUGUCUCCUGGCAGAGCUGCUCGACCUCUUGCGCAAGGUGUGGUGCAACCUGUGCAAUAUGUAGCGCAAGCUCCCGCGCACCCUGGACACGCUGGUGGACACCCCGGUGGACACCCUGGUGGACGCCCUGGUGGACACCCUGCUGGACAGCCUGGCGCACACCCUGGUGGACACCCUGGUGCACACCCUGGGGCACACCUUGGUGGACACAGUGGACACCCUGGGCAAACUGUGUGGACAACCCAUGUCCCAGCUCAUGCCCCAGCGCCGCACAGGCCAACGUCGGUUGGCAUAGCUUUUCCCGGUGUCGCUCUCGCCGACAGUCACCCAAGGAAGCUGACACUUCAACUCAGAAAGAAGCAGGUAGCCAAGCCAUCCAUCAGCAUGGAUCGUCCGCUCCUCCCAUGGAAUGCAGCCAUGUCAGAUGGUGCUGUCACACCAAAUGUUGAGAACGUGGGCAACCUCGCAAAGCAGGCUACCAUUGAUGCAUUGUCCUCCGCAGCAGGGGAAGCAGCCGCUCAGCAAUUGAUGCUGGGGCCUGGUGUCGCCUUGGCUCCGAGUUCCCAGACUGUCAGUGCUGUCGAGCAACAAGGUGUUGCACCUGUUCAAGGGGUGCUCUCGCAAAAGGCAUGCCACAGCCUCCGUACCUUCGUGUUGGAUGAGCUGCCUAAAGCGUGCCGGGCAGCUCGAGCCCAGCCGUCACAGAAGUUUUCCUUGUUCUCGCGGGACAUCAGGGAAACACAGGCAUCAACAACUGCACCGGAAACCCGUUUCGAGUUGCAAUUGCCACGCACAGACAUCACCGAAUCCGCCCUCGUCGAACUGCUGCAAGGUGAGGUGGGCAAAGCCCUUGAGGCUCUGGCAGGCGGCGCUGGUGCGAGCCUCUGGGAGUUCACGGCCAUGGUUGCCAUGCCGGGUGCCAUUCCGCAACGCUUGCACUGUGACACCGGGUCACCGUUACCAGCCUUGUUUACUGCGUUCGUGGCUUUGCAAGAUGUGGCCGACAACAUGGGACCAACACGGUUCCUCUUGCAAACGCAUAGUCAGACAGCGCACAGACGCUUCUCUGCAGACAAGACUUCCUUUCUCAACCAGGCUGUCUCGAGGAUCGCGCUGUUGCGCGCAGGAGAUGCCGUCGUUUAUGAUAGUCGGGUGUUGCACUGUGGCACAGAGAACAGCUCUGACAAGCCUCGGGUGCUGCUUGUGUUGACUGUUCGACACACAGACGAUGUCUCUGUCGAUCCUGCAACGCAAAGGUCCACAGCAGCCCCGAUUGUGCGGCACGUGGAAGGUGCAUGGCCAAUGUGCAAUCAGGGCAACGUGGGAUACCCGAAGGCAGUGCCACAAGCUUCGGCAAGAGAGUGUGCUCGAGGAAGCCCUGUUGCUUGUGGGACGCCUGUGGAGAGGAGUCGAGUCUUGGAGAGAGGCCUGGCGAGCCCCAUUUUGGAUGGGUCGAACCGACACAGCCCUUCACGUCUUCAUGGGGUGAGCCUAGACAGUCAAGCCGUGCGGGAACAGGCGGACAGGUCCAGUCGUUCCCCGGUUCGCGUUGUUGCGGGCCCGCCGAUGACAGGGCCAAGCUGCAAAGUUGACCUUGCGGAGACUGCGCGUGCUGCUGUGUCUCCAAAUCUCCAGGCUUCGGCAUCGGGUGGCACAGGUGACUAUUCACAAUCCAUAGACACGAGAUGGAACACCAAGUCUCCAAGUGGUAGCCUGCAAAGCCUUCCGGUUGCAAGUGGCUCUUGCAAGCUAAUUGGGCAAGGGGCUCCUUGCCCUGACCCAUUCCUGUCCACAGGACCAUCCGCAGCUCCUUUGUCGUCCAUGGCACGUACACCUGAUCCUCCCGGUGACGGAAGGGAUGGUCGGAAUGGUAGCUGGUCAGGCUUGGAUUCCCGUCAGAGCUUGACAUCAUCUUUCAGGGACAGCAGCAGCCCGCCGCACAUGCCACACUUUGGUUCGGCCAAGCUGCUCCAUUCAUUUCAUUCUAGCCUGACCUCCUCCAACAGCUCCGGCAAGCGACGGCCCCUUUCACCAGGGACCGCGGCAACUACCUGUGUAGUGCUGCCGCCCAGUCCCGAGAGCGACCCCCGCCAUCUCGAAACACUGGGGGCCCCUUUAUCAGAGGCUUUGGAUGUCCAUGAGGUUCCUGGCAAGUCUCAGAUCAAUGCCACCCUGUUCGAGCUGUUUUGCAUCCCAGUCUCUGAGCAAUCGGUUGCAGAGCACAUCAGUCAGGAGAUCGCAACCUACCCAGAGACUCUCUGGGACGAUUUGGUUCUCGUGCGCCCAGUGCAGGCGCUUGCAUGUGCAGUGGCUCGUUCCGUAUCCAGCUCGGGGCAGGCUAAGGAUGAAGCCCUUUUCAAAGCACAUCUCGGCGACGAGGAGGCUUAUGGAGGUUGGUGGAGGUCAGUUCUUGCCCGGUACGGGUUGUACAGCUCGGGCGAUACAAUCUCACCUGGGGAAGUUGCAGAUCUGAUAACAACAGCGUGUCGGGCUCUGCGGGACCAUUUUGCUCCGUCCAAAUACUUACGGAAUCUUCGUACAGUGCGGUCCGGAGCCAAGCGAGUGCAAGAUCGCUAUGACAGCUUCCGAUGCCUGUCCAGCUCGUCGUUCGCAAGGUCGUACCGUUGCCGGAGCCGCUUGAGCUUUGAGGAUCGUUUGUGCAGCCAGACGCGGAAAGGCAAGCUUGCAUCAUGUCCGGCAGACCAGCUUCGAGUUGAAGUGGAAGUGUUGAGAAGCUUGCAGCAUCCACAUCUUCCCCGCAUAGUGGAGAGCUUCGAGGAUUUCAACGACAUCUACAUCAUUUCAGAAAUUGUGGACAGCAUGCGGCUCCUGCAAUUUAUGCAGACGCGUCUGGAGAUGCGUGCUGGAGUCAGUGAGGGCUGGCUCGCGCAGGUGUUCAGGCAGAUUCUGGAGACCCUAGCAUACUGCCACCAGUUGAAGCCUCACAGCAUUGUGCACGGUGACAUCGGCUUGGACACAGUGGGCCUGGCAGCUGUGUCGGAUGCCGCUCAUUCACCACAUGUUGUGAUUUCGGACUUGGGCAUCGCCGGCACGAUUCCCUCACCCACGCCGGCUUCGGAGGAUUCAAGAAAACUGUCCUUGACCUCGCGCCGCUCAGAAUUCGGCGAAGAAUCGUGCAGCCCGAAGCACGACGUCUGGUGCUGCGGCUGCCUUCUAUACUUGCUGCUUACGGGGCAUGUUCCCGGGGAUGCAUUCUUCGGGGAUGCCUUCCGGCGGACGGCAAGCCCAGAUUGGACUCUCGUCCGCCAUGCCUCCGCGCAAGCAGAAGCGCUCUGCUCACGGAUGCUGGAGAGUGAUCCGGCCCGCCGACCGACUUCGGCGGACUGCCUUUGCUAUCCAUGGCUGCAGUCCGGCAGCAAGUUCUGCUUCAAGAUGAUCCCGAUGCAGAUUCUGGAAAAACUUGCACAAGUUGAAAAGCAAAGCCAAGAAUGCAAGGAGGUAGUGGCCGACGUUGUGGCUGAGUUCCGCUUGAGAUCGGUCUCGUGCGCGAGCACGAUCUUUGCAAAACUUGCAAUGCCCGCGCAAAGCUCGGGUGCUACGUUGGAGACUGCGCAGCUGAAGCCUUUUCUCUCCGCAGCUCCGCUGCUGCAGAUGGGGAUCUCCGUACCCUGUGUCGAGAAGGUCAUGAGGGCGUUUGCCAUCAACCCAUCCGGCCUGAUUGCGCACGGAAGCUUUGUGAAACGAUGCCUCGAACUGGCUGAAGAUCAGCUGGAUCGUGCUCUGUGGCGCCUUUUCGUUGCCGCCAAAGAGGAUGAAGUUGGAAUCCUGUCAGCCGGUCAGCUGGAAGAAGUUCUUGACGGUGCUUUGUCACAAGAUUUGGCUGGCCAUGGCGAGGAUGCGGAAGCACAAAGCAGCUGCGCCCGCGAGUACAUCCGUGCUGCGAUGGACCCCGAGCUCACAGCAAGUGAGGCCGUUCGCCAGAUCGCUCCAGGCAACGAAGUCAUCUUCGAAUCGCUGAAGGAGUUUGUGCUGCAGCGUCACAACCUGGCCUGCGCCGCUGCAGCAAAGCAAUCAGGCAUGGAGACGACGGGGCCGGGCCAUGACAAUGAUGAAGGUAAGGCUGCACAGAACUUGAGGCCUGUGAAGGAUCCAAUGAGGUAG